AUGAGUGUGAGUAUUGAAAUUAAAUUAGUUUAUAAAAUUUUGAAAAUGUAUCAGAAAUCAGGAAAAAUGGAACAUAUGUACAACAACCAGACGAGCCAAUAAAGAUAGCCAGAAUUGUAAACAGGCUUUAAUGACUACAGAUCUUAAAAUCCUUACUAAGAUUCUUAGAUUAGAAUCACAAAUAGAGAUCUUUUUUUGUAAGGUGGCACUAAUAACAUUAUUAAGGAUCAUCAAAAGCCUAAGAUUUUCGACACUUAAAAUUCAAGCUAACAAAUAAAGAACUCUAAUAUUGUGUCAAGAUUUCCUUCUUAAAUUCCAAAUAGUCCUUAAUGCGAUCGAUCAAAUUCAAAACCUAAUGAAUAUAUGAAUAAAUCAUACACAACCAACUUGACUGGCAAGCCUCAAAUGCCAUAUCAUAACUAGUAGAAUUACAACCAUUUUUACAAACAAGGAAACAUAAUAAAAACAGAGCAACUGCCAGAUAUGAAUGAAACUGUACCAAUUAAUCAUAAAUUGUUUCUUGAUGAUGCAGCAUUAUAAAUGGAAUCCAAGUUCUAAACCUGCUCUUCUUUGGAAUAGAAUAAAAAAUCUGAUUAACAAUAGAUGGUGAAUUAGAUGAACUUUUAUGAUAAGCUUGUUGAGCAGUAGGGAUAAAUCUAGGAAGUUCUAAUGGAACCCAGAUUUGGGGAUCAAGAAAAAUAAAAUAUGGAACAUUAAUAUGCUGUAAAAUCAAUAAUAAUAGGAGAAUUAACUUUAAUGGACUUGAAGAAUAGGGAUAUUUCCUAAAUGAAAAAUUUUGAGAGAUCUAUUGGGUUUAAAAAAACAGAGAAUUAGAGGGAAUCGCCAAUAAAAUAACAGAUAGAGGUUGAAUAAAUUCGGUCUGAUCCCAUAAUAACAUAGUAAUAAAAUACUCUGAGUUAAUCAAAAAUAGCAGCAGAUUAAUUGAAGGGGUAAAAAGAAGAAAAUUGUUAAAACAAUCUUUGUGAAACCUUGAAAUUAGUGAAGUUUAAUGAUGAAGAAGAGACCAUUAUGGAAAACCCAGAAAAAAUAAGCAAUUUUGUGACUACCAAAACAUUAUAGAGAGGAGAGAAAUGUAUUAUUAUAAUUAAUUAGAACUCCAAUCAUUUAAAUAAAUAAGUCAACCAAGUCAACGUUGUUCGGCUUUAUAGUUUGAAGUGUUGGAGAGGAUGAACUAAGUUCGUUAAAAUCGAUUAGAGGGAAUGAAGGUGGAUUACUUUGGGGCAGUGGAAAGGUUAGAGAAUACAGAUUGUGUAUCUGAUUUGGUGGCUGAGAAAUCAAUCAUUUAAUUGAUCGUUACAUAAUUUCCUGUAAGUAGUAUAUAGAUGGGUUUUAGUAUUUAAGAAGAGUAAGAGGGGAUGGCAAUUGCUUAUUUUCAAGUUUACUCUUUCCUUACUUGGAGUUGAUGUGCAUUAAUAACCUAUUUGAUGCAGUGUUGAAUUAGUUUGUGGCUCAUGAGAUCUAUUGGAACAAGUAAAUAUUUUACAAAAUGAAGGGCUACGAUGAUUGAUAGACCAAUGGUCUUUACUUUGAUAAAGAAAAUCUUUCAAGAGUUGAAAAAGCUAAGUAAAAAGUUUAAUAAUGAUUUGCUCAUGUUUUCAGAAGUGAUCCUUCAUUACAUUAAUAAAGUGAAUGGCUUUUAUGACAUGCUCAUUAUCUUUAUGCGUUCAACGAUAAUAUAGAGUUAUAAGUUAUACUCUAAACAAGGAGAAUAUCAGAACUUCUUGGAUGAGAACACUUCAGAGGAAUUCUUAGAGAGGAACAGUAGUUUUGAGGAGGAAGGAGAUUUUUUAUCAAUAUAAUUCUUUUGUGAAAUAACUUAAUUGAAGGUGAAGUUGAUUAAUUUUUCAGAUAAACAUCCAAUCCAAUCGAUGUAAACGCUUGAACCGAAACUUAAUAAGGUGAGGAACGAUCAAGCCAACUUCAUUAGUUUGAAAUAUAAUGAGGGUCAUUACGACAUUCUUUAUUCAAGAAUGUUAAAGCAAAUGCAAAUUAAGCAGGAAGAGAGACCGCUUCCAGAAAUAGAGUUUACUGCUUUGUAUUGA
Paramecium octaurelia is the source of this 2063-nucleotide messenger RNA. The record is from the annotation of a GenBank genome assembly. NCBI's taxonomy places the organism in Eukaryota, Ciliophora, Oligohymenophorea, Peniculida, Parameciidae.